This is a messenger RNA of Rhizophagus irregularis DAOM 181602=DAOM 197198, 222 nucleotides long. The record is from RefSeq and is a predicted model, not a curated record. NCBI's taxonomy places the organism in Eukaryota, Fungi, Glomeromycota, Glomeromycetes, Glomerales, Glomeraceae.
AUGCAUUCUGAAUUAGAUUUGUUGAGACAAGAGAAUGCUAAGCUUUUGGCUGAAAAUGCUAAGAUUAAGGCCAAAAAUGUGAGAUUAAGACAGGCUAUAAAAGAUAAUGUUGUUAAACUCACAAAACUAGAGCAGAGUGAUAAAGAAAAAGAAAUACAGAUAACUUCUCAAUCAUCUGAUAUUCCAUUACCUGAUAAGGAUCAUUCGCAUCUGCCCCACUAA